AUGUUAUUGUUGGGAAAGCAGCUUCCAGUCUAAAGUUCAAAGUGUUCGUAAUGAUGAAUUAUCAUGGUUCCGCAAAGCAUCACUACUUGGAGCGUGUAAUGGAUUUAUACUAAACAGCAUUCCAGUUGUGGUGACUGUGGUUUCAUUUGGGCUGUUCACUAUGCUUGGGGGGGAUCUGACACCUGCAAGGGCAUUCACAUCUCUUUCACUCUUUGCUAUGCUUCAGUCCCCCCUGUUCAUGCUCCCUAAUAUUAUCACACAGGUUGUGAAUGCAAAUGUGUCAGUAAAGCGUCUGGAGGAGCUUUUCUUAGCUGAUGAGAGAGUUCUUCUACCAAACCCUCCCCUUGAUCCUCGACAACCAGCCAUUGAAAUAAAAAAUGGUUAUUUUUCAUGGGAUUCAAAGGCAGAGAGGCCCACAUUGUCCAUUGUCAAUUUGGAUAUACCAGUUGGUAGCCUUGUUGCUAUAGUUGGUAGUACAGGAGAAGGAAAGACCUCGCUUAUCUCAGCAAUGCUUGGGGAGCUCCCCCCUAU
This is a messenger RNA of Rubroshorea leprosula, 531 nucleotides long. NCBI's taxonomy places the organism in Eukaryota, Viridiplantae, Streptophyta, Magnoliopsida, Malvales, Dipterocarpaceae. The record is from the annotation of a GenBank genome assembly.